Rhipicephalus sanguineus (brown dog tick) is the source of this 522-nucleotide messenger RNA. RefSeq lists its product as uncharacterized. The transcript has a single exon. NCBI's taxonomy places the organism in Eukaryota, Metazoa, Arthropoda, Arachnida, Ixodida, Ixodidae. The coding region runs from base 1 to 522 and encodes 173 amino acids. The record is from RefSeq and is a predicted model, not a curated record.
AUGCCGUCCAGAUUGCAACCGAAGCAGUCCGCCUUCGGCGACCACUGGGAGCUCUGCGACCACUGGGGCACCACCUGGUCCGAGCACAACGCGGAUACCUCCAUCCUCCUCCGCCGCACAGCCGCUCCCAGCCCGGUGGACACGACCCCUUUCGUCGCCGACGAAGUUCUACUACGGCUGCGCAAAUCGGAAAACACCGCGCCGGGCGCCGACCGCCUUAUAUACAAUCAUUGGCGGACAGUCGACCCGGAGGCCAAGUUCCUGUGUGCCCUCUUCAAUGCCUGCGUUUGCCAUCGCCGCACCCCGGCCGCAUGGCGAACAUCCCGAACGGUCCUGAUUCACAAGAAAGGAGACCCGCAAGUGCCGAGCAAUUGGCGGCCCAUAGCUUUGGGUAGCACGGCCAGCAAGCUUUAUGCCAAGUGCCUCGCCGCGCGUCUCCAGGACUGGAUUCUACUACACGGCGUCCUCUCACCCUGCCAGAAGGGAUUCUUACCAUACGACGGCGUGUUCGGCAUCAAUUAG